AUGGCAAAGAACCUCAUGAACUCUAUCAGCUUCAGCGUUCUCUUGCUUAUCCUCCUGAUGGCUUCAAACGGAAUCCUAAAGAGCGAGUCAACGUGUGUUUUAGGCGAGUGUGGGCUUGACCCAUACACAGGUACAGAUGCUGAUUGUUGUACGUGUUGCACAGCCAAAUACACGGUUUCGCUGUUGGGCGAAAGUUGA
Molecule: messenger RNA, 198 nt
Organism: Capsella rubella
Lineage: Eukaryota; Viridiplantae; Streptophyta; Magnoliopsida; Brassicales; Brassicaceae
Product: defensin-like protein 206
Exons: 3
Coding region: 1-198 (65 amino acids)
Source: RefSeq, a predicted model, not a curated record